AUGCUUAACGAUUUCAGAUCUGAUCUGACUAAAGGACUUCGCUGCCUUCAGUGCAACCAACAAGAGCAGCAUCAUGAAGCUCAUGGUGUGUGUCCCAUAUUAUUAGUGCUUGUGCAAGUGUACUACGUGACAGUUAGGGAAAUAUUCUGGCUCGUGGCCGCCAGUCUGGUGGCUGUACUGGCUUUCGCUCAAGCCGAAGAAGCCAAAACAGCAGAAAAAGAAGUGGCAGUGACCGACAACAAGGCGGCAGCAGACGAUAAAAAACAUGAAAAACGUGGUCUUAUCGGGCUCGGUUACGGACACGGUGGAUUCGAAAGUGGAUACGGUGGUGGCUUUGGCGGAAGUUACGGGGGUGGCUUUGAUGGUGGUUUUGGGGGUUACGGUGGACAUGAAGAAGUUCACAAAACCAUCACGGUUGUAAAGAAUGUCCCAGUACCUUACCCAGUAGAAAAGCACAUCCCAUACCCCGUUGAGAAACAUGUACCUGUCCCUGUCAAGGUGCCAGUACCACAACCUUACCCUGUCGUCAAGCAUGUUCCGUACACCGUGAAGGAGCUUGUCAAAGUUCCAGUUCACGUCCCCCAACCCUACCCAGUUGAAAAGAAAGUUCCAUACCCAGUUCACGUACCCGUUGACAGGCCAGUCCCAGUGAAGGUUUAUGUGCCUCAUCCCUACCCCGUUGAAAAGGAGGUUCCAGUACCCGUAAAGGUACCAGUUCCAGCUCCAUACCCAGUAGAAAAGAAGGUCCCUUACCCCGUAAAGGUUCCAGUGCACGUACCCGCUCCUUACCCUGUAAUUAAGGAGGUGCCCUACCCGGUCAAGGUCCCAGUCGACAGGCCUUACCCAGUACACAUUCCCAAACCAGUACCUUACCCAGUAGAAAAGCCUGUACCUUACCCAGUAGAGAAACCCGUGCCCUACCCCGUCAAAGUACCAGUCGACCGUCCUGUACCAGUACAUGUCGAAAAGCCAGUGCCCUACCCCGUCAAAGUACAUGUGCCAGCACCCUACCCCGUCGAGAAGCACAUACCAGUGCCAGUUGAGAAACAUGUCCCAGUGCCCGUCAAAGUUCUCGUAGACAGGCCCUACCCCGUACACAUUGAAAGGCACGUUCCAGUGCAUGUGGAGAAACACGUUCCCUACCCCGUUAAGAUACCCGUUAUCGUCGGCCACGGUCACGAGUAUGGUCAUCAUGGAAGCUAUUAA
Molecule: messenger RNA, 1206 nt
Organism: Leptosia nina
Lineage: Eukaryota; Metazoa; Arthropoda; Insecta; Lepidoptera; Pieridae
Source: the annotation of a GenBank genome assembly